AUGGCGACCGAUCGCCCCAGCUACUGGUUGCAAGGCGCUAUGACGUGGAGCGAUCAUGUAUCCGCUGCCAUGAGCGCAAGUUCCAUUUCAACCGGCGAGCGUACUGCGCCGACAGCUGGCCUUUUGGUGAAAGACGGCACAUCUACUCGAUAUGUUAACGAGUUGCUUUUCUCACGCGUCUUGGAGAAGGAGUGCGACCUUCAGUCCGCCAUAAACACCCCGGCAAGUACUGACAACAGUGAGGCGAGCUCAAUGAUUGGCUUUGAUGGGCUCAUCUCCAACCCCCAAUUGGCUGUCAACGCCUUCUCUCUCUUCCCAUCUCGAGGGCAAGCCACGCACCUGUGGCAAGUCUACUUGAACAACGUCGACAUUCUUCUCAAAGUACUUCAUAUUCCGACCACGCAACCCGCUGUAUUUGCCGCCAUCAACAAUCCGAACACUGCUUCUCAAGACUUCAAUGCGCUUCUUUUCUCCAUUUAUUUUGCAGCAGUCACAAGCCAGCGCCAGGCAGAAACCCAUAUGAUCUUUGGUGAGGACCGGCAAUCCGUCCUCAAAAGAUUCCAGCGAGGUCUAGAGGUCUGUUUGCAUUCCGCUGCAUUCCUCGAUUCGCCCACCAUUAGCUCGCUGCAAGCAAUGUCGAUUUACUUGCUUUGCUAUCGAAAUCAUAAUUGUGGUAGAUCUGGAUGGACAUUGAACGGUAUACUUCUCCGAACCGCACAAUGGAUGGGUCUACACUGCGAUGGGGAACGUUUCAACCUCCCACCACUGGAGUGCGAGCUUCGUCGCCGGCUAUGGUAUCAAAUUAUCGGAUGCGAUGCGCGAGUUGGUGAAGAUCAUGCUCUCUCAACCAAUGGGUUUGGUGGCUUCUCUAACACGAAGCUUCCACUCAACAUAGAUGACCGAGAUCUUUCCGCCAACAUGGAAGUUGGCCCGAGUUCAAAACCGCAGUGGACAGAGAUGACAUUGUUUCUGGUCGCUGCCGAGAUGAAUCAAGCCCUUCAACAAGUGUCUCGACUUUCCGUAGCCGUGCUCAAUGGGGAUGACAAAAUGACUAGCUUAGAGCAGCUUCUUAGAACAAUCACGGCACGCAUAAAAGAUCGCUACUUGCAGCAUUGUGAUCCUAACAUUCCCAUUCAAAAGUCAGCGCUUUUGCUGGGCCAGGUGCUGAUGGGAAAGCUCAGUGUCUUCGUUCGCCAGCAAUACCUCCGAGGACUCAGCGCGGAAGAAUCUGCAUCACGAGCCACCGAACAGACGCUUUUGCUGGCUUGCGACACCAUUGAGAUUGGCAAUGACCUAAAAACGGAUGAGCUUCUCAGUAACUUUCACUGGCUCUUCUCGACGUUUACUCAAUAUCAUCUUUUGACAUAUACACUAUGGCAUCUUUGUGUUCGGCCUGGAGUCCACUGCGCCGAUCGAGCGUGGCAGGUGGUCGAUAAUUCGUUCAAUUUGGUGGAGGAUCCUAGCUGGCCGAGUCCUGGACUCAAAUGGAACGUGCUACGAAAGCUUCGAGAAAAAGCACUCAAUAUACGAUAUGCUUUCUCUUCGAUUCCAUUUACGUCAGCGCGGUCCCCCAACAAUGUAACGGUUCCCCAGAACACAGGACCUCGGGAGGAUGACCGGAGGGAUGCCAUCCCUAGCAGCGUUCUGGCGGUAGAAGAUGCUAGAGAUUGGAAUUUAGAUUCGAUUUGCUUCCCCGAUUGGAACCCGUCCGACUCAUGGAUUGUGGGCCAAGGAUAG
Messenger RNA from Penicillium pulvis, 1737 nucleotides. Its product is annotated as fungal specific transcription factor domain-containing protein. Gene Ontology annotation, biological process: DNA-templated transcription. NCBI's taxonomy places the organism in Eukaryota, Fungi, Ascomycota, Eurotiomycetes, Eurotiales, Aspergillaceae. Bases 1 to 1737 code for a protein of 578 amino acids. The record is from RefSeq and is a predicted model, not a curated record. The transcript is spliced from 4 exons. Gene Ontology annotation, molecular function: DNA binding; zinc ion binding.